This is a messenger RNA of Ilex paraguariensis (yerba mate), 1389 nucleotides long. Lineage: Eukaryota; Viridiplantae; Streptophyta; Magnoliopsida; Aquifoliales; Aquifoliaceae. The record is from the annotation of a GenBank genome assembly.
AUGGCGCGUUGUCCUCAAGUUUGGUUACUUUUCCUAGCCAUUUUGUUCUUGGUAAUAAGUGUUCAAAAUUCACAAGCUCGUCUAAGAGACGAAAAUGGAGUAAAAUCUGGGGUAUUUCUAUCACCCAAGUUUGUGCUGGAACCAGGAUCAGUGGCGAACAAAUUCUACUACAAUAUUGACUUUCCUAGAGGUCAUAUUUCUAUCAAGGAGUUCAAUGCUGAAGUGGUUGAUGAGGCAGGAAAUCCUAUCCCCCUUUACGAAACUUAUCUCCAUCACUGGCUUGUUCUGAGAUACUACCAACGUAAAGGUGUUGAAAUUUCAAAUUUCAAUGAUAAUUUGGGUUUCCAUCAAUCGGAUACUAUUAUUGUGAGGAAUAGUGGGUUAUGUGAGGCUGGCCUUUCUCAAUAUUUUGGCCUUGGAUCUGAGACACGAAAAACAGCCACACAUGUGCCGGAUCCUUAUGGAAUAGAAGUUGGUAAUCUGGCAGAAAUUCCUGAUGGGUAUGAGGAGAAAUGGUUGCUCAAUGUGCAUGCUAUUGAUACACGGGGUGUAGAAGAUAGGUUGGGGUGCAUUGAAUGCAGGUGUGAUUUGUACAAUGUUACAGAGGAUGAACAUGGCCAGCCUUUGAAGCCACAUUAUGUAGGGGGCUUGUAUUGUUGCUAUGAUGAGACACGAUGUAGAUUGAGAAAAGGCUUUGAUAGUGCCAAGAGAAGCCUCUACUUGAGGUACACAGUCAAGUGGGUUGAUUGGGAUAACUCUAUUGUUCCUGUAAAUAUAUAUAUAUUUGAUGUUACUGAUACAUGGAAAAGGUCUGAUCAAUCAACAGGACUCAGUAGAAGACAUGAUUGCGCGAUUGAGUAUGAUAUUGAAUCUUGUUCCACUAGCAUGGUUAGUGACAGUUGCAAUAAUACCAAAAGGGUGAGCCUUAGUCUGCCCACUGGUGGUGAUGUCAUCUACGCUGUUGGUCACCAGCAUGCCGGGGGGAUUGGUUCAACUUUAUAUGGAGAGGAUGGACGGGUUAUUUGCAAAUCAAUACCAACUUAUGGAGAAGGAAAGGAAGCAGGAAAUGAGGCUGGUUAUAUUGUAGGAAUGUCCACCUGCUAUCCUCAACCUGGGUCUGUCAAGGUAUCUGAAGGGGAGACUCUGAUUCUGGAAUCUAAUUAUAACAGUGCCCAAAGGCAUACUGGAGUUAUGGGGCUCUUCUACAUUUUGGUUGCAGACCCAUCACCAAAACCUGAAUCGAUCUUGCAUGCUCCAUUUGAAGUGUAUGAAAAGCUGGCAAUACCCAAUUUUGUUUGGGUCAUAGCAUUGUUUGGAACGGCAGUAGCUAUUGCAGUUUAUGGACGAAGGACCCGAAGGGAGAAUGUUUACCAAUCAAUAGUGAUGUGA